AUGCCCGGAUAUGUAAAGUAUUUGAAAGAUUUGUUAACAAAGAAGAGGUCUCUGAAGCACGACACUGUGAUUGUGACUCACCAUGUUAGUUCGAUAUUAUCUACAACAGUGGUUCAGAGGAAGGAAGGUCCAGGGGCUUUUACUAUUUCAUGUUCUGUCAACUACCAUGACUUUUCUCGUGCUCUUUGUGAUAAUGGGACUAGCAUCAAUCUAAUGUCGCUUGCUAUAUACAAGAAGUCGGGGUUGGGGAUGCUUAGACCUACUACCAUGCGACUACAAAUGGCUGAUAGAUCUAUUAAGAGGUCGGUUGGAGUGGUAGAUAAUAUACUAGUUUGGGUUGGUGAUUUUCUUCUACCGGCUGAUUUUGUAAUUCUUGAUUUUGCUGUUGAUAGGGAUAUUUAUAUUAUUUUGGGGAGAAAUUUCCUUGCUACGGGAAGGGCUCUUAUGGAUUCCUAA
Molecule: messenger RNA, 456 nt
Organism: Lycium barbarum (goji berry)
Lineage: Eukaryota; Viridiplantae; Streptophyta; Magnoliopsida; Solanales; Solanaceae
Exons: 1
Coding region: 1-456 (151 amino acids)
Biological process (GO): proteolysis
Molecular function (GO): aspartic-type endopeptidase activity
Source: RefSeq, a predicted model, not a curated record